AUGUUGUUCAACAUCACCGUGUCACGUGAUACUGCUGCAAGCCUCCUCAGACAAGCUUCCUGCCCCUCCAGCCUCCAAUCUGCUGACCUCCACUCUGCUGACCUCCAUUCUGCAAACCUCCACACUGCAAACCUCCACUCUGCUGACCUCCAUUCUGCUAACCUCCACUCUUCUGACCUCAAUUCUGCAAACCUCCACUCUGCUGACCUCCAUUCUGCAAACCUCCACACUGCAAACCUCCACUCUGCUGACCUCCAUUCUGCUAACCUCCACUCUUCUGACCUCAAUUCUGCAAACCUCCACUCUGCUGACCUCCAUUCUGCAAACCUCCACUCUGUAAUAAUUAAUUCUGCUAACGUCCACUCUGCUGACCUCCAUUCUGCUAACGUCCACUCUGCUGACCUCCAUUCUGCUAACCCUCACUCUGCUGACCUCCAUUCUGCUAACCUCCACUCUGCUGACCUCCAUUCUGCUAACAUCCACUCUGCUGACCUCCAUUCUGCUAACCUCCACUCUGCUGACCUCCAUUCUGCUAACCUCCACUCUGCUGACCUCCAUUCUGCAAACCUCCACUCUGCUGACCUCCAUUCUGCAAACCUCCACACUGCAAACCUCCACUCUGCUGACCUCCACUCUUCUGACCUCAAUUCUGCUAACCUCCACUCUUCUUACCGCCAUUCUGCUGACCUAAAUUCUGCUAACCUCCACUCUGCUAAUCUUAAUUCUGCUAACCUCCACUAUGCUGACCUCCAUUCUGCUGACCACCAUUCUGCUAACCUCCACUCUUCUGACCUCAUUUCUGCUAACCUUAAUUCUGCUAAUCUCCACUCUUCUGACCUCCAUUCUGCUGACCUUAGUUCUGCUAACCUCCAUUCUGCUAACUUCCACUCUUCUUACCACCAUUCUGCUAACCUCCACUCUUCUUAUCUACAUUCUGCUAACCUUAAUUCUGUUAACCUCCACUAUGCUGACCUCCAUUCUGCUGACCACCAUUCUGCUAACUUCCACUCUUCUUACCACCAUUCUGCUAACCUCAAUUCUGCUAACCUCCACUCUUCUUAUCUACAUUCUGCAAAUCUUAAUUCUGCUAACCUCCACUCUGCUGACCUCCAUUCUGCUAACCUCUACUCUUCUGACCUCCAUUCUGCUGACCUUAGUUCUGCUAACCUUAAUUCUGCUAACCUCCACUCUUCUGACCUCAAUUCUGCUAACCUUAAUUCUGCUAAUCUCCACUCUGCUGACCUCCAUUCUUCUAAUUCUGCUAACCUUAAUUCUGCUAACAUCCACUCUGCUGACCUCCAUUCUACUGACCUCAAUUCUGCUAACCUCAAUUAUGCUAACCUCAAUUCUGCUAACCUCCACUCUGCUGACCUCCAUUCUGCUAAACUCAAUUCUGCUAACCUUCACUCUGCUGACCUCCAUUUUGCUAACCUCCACUCUGCUGACCUCCAUUCUGCUAACCUCCACUCUUCUGACCUCCAUUCUGCUAAUUCUGCUAACCUUAGUUCUGCUAACCUUAAUUCUGAUAACCUCCCCUCUGCUGACCUCCAUUCUACUGACCUCCAUUCUGCUAGCCUCAAUUCUGCUAACCUCGAUUCUGCUAACCUCCACUCUGCUGACCUCCAUUCUGCUAAUUCUGCUAACCUUAGUUCUGCUAACCUUAAUUCUGCUAACCUCAAUUCUGCUAACCUCCACUCUGCUGACCUCCAUUCUAAUCCAAUACUUCAUCUAAAAUGA
This is a messenger RNA of Lampris incognitus (smalleye Pacific opah), 1737 nucleotides long. Its product is annotated as histidine-rich protein PFHRP-II-like. The coding region runs from base 1 to 1737 and encodes 578 amino acids. The transcript is spliced from 2 exons. The record is from RefSeq and is a predicted model, not a curated record. NCBI's taxonomy places the organism in Eukaryota, Metazoa, Chordata, Actinopteri, Lampriformes, Lampridae.